AUGGAGCCUGACGAGAAUGCCGAUUUUGUUGACGAAGGCUAUGCCAGCACUUCGGCAAACACCAGCUACGUGACAAGUAUAGCAACCGAGAUCCGUGAAGGGAUUGAAGAGUACGGCCGACGGUGGGCAUCUUAUGGGAGACACUUUUACGGUCUUCCCAUCGACGACGAGGAACAGAAUCGCAAUGACCUCCAACAUUACAAGUUCUUCCUCCUCUAUGAGGGCCGCCUGCAUCUCGCUCCCAUCGAUCCCGACCCUCAGAACAUCCUGGACCUGGGUACUGGAAGUGGGAUCUGGGCCAUUGAGACUGCUGACCUGUAUCCCACGGCACGAGUCAUUGGCGUUGAUAUUGCGGCUGUCCAGUCAGACUGGGUGCCGCCAAACUGCCACUUCGAGAUUCUCGAUGUCGAGACGGACUGGGAUUUCCCGAAGAACACGUUCGACUUGAUCCAUGCCAGGGAGUUUCUUUUCGCCAUCAGAGACUGGCCGACCCUCAUAUCGCAAGCAUAUGAACAUCUCAGGCCGGGCGGGUAUUUCGAGCUCGCGGUCACGGUCCCCGAGGUCGGCUGUGAUGACGGCAGUUGUCCACCCGAUUCGACCUACACUGAGAUGGGCAAACUCUUCUUCAGGAUCGCACAAGCAAUGGGCAUCGACGGUAAUGCCUGUAAGUUAUGGAGGCAACAGUUGCUAGACUGUGGCUUCGAGGAUGUCCAGCAGACCGUCUUCAAAAUCCCGACGAAUCGAUGGCCGAAAGACCGAAGGUUGAAAACAAUCGGGGCGCUCGAGGUCGGGAACUUCUUCCAGUAUGCGCAGGCUGGGUUUGAGAGAGGUGCUGUUGCUCUGCUUGGAAUGGAUCCCGCGGAGCUUCAGGUCAUGCUCGCCCGAACGAGGAAGGAGAUCCUGGAUCGAAACAUCCACACUUAUGUGCAUUUCUACAACGUGUAUGGCCGGAAGCCGGGGCCACCGGGAUAG
Messenger RNA from Cladophialophora immunda, 972 nucleotides. RefSeq lists its product as uncharacterized. The transcript is spliced from 3 exons. Gene Ontology annotation, molecular function: methyltransferase activity. NCBI's taxonomy places the organism in Eukaryota, Fungi, Ascomycota, Eurotiomycetes, Chaetothyriales, Herpotrichiellaceae. The coding region runs from base 1 to 972 and encodes 323 amino acids. The record is from RefSeq and is a predicted model, not a curated record.